Molecule: messenger RNA, 1174 nt
Organism: Dermacentor albipictus
Lineage: Eukaryota; Metazoa; Arthropoda; Arachnida; Ixodida; Ixodidae
Source: RefSeq, a predicted model, not a curated record
AGUGCUUCUUUUGGAGUGAACCUGACCGCAGUGAAACCGCACCGCUCAGUCAUGACCCUUGUUCUGCUGCUGGCUGCAGUAUGCUGCGCGAUUCCAGGUGCAAUUAGUGGUGGAUUCGGUGGACUUGGCGGUGGCGGUUAUGGCGGUGGCGGCUACGGUGGAGGAUUCGGAUCAAGUCUUGGAUCCGGCUUGGGCUCCGGCUUGGGGUCGAGCUUCGUAUCAGGAGCGGCAUACGGCGGCGGCGGCGGCGGAGGUGGCCAGGCGUAUGCAGCCGGACCAGCGUACAUGGUCAAGCCCCUGCAAAGCGGUGGUGGAUUUGGCGGCGGCAGCUACGGAGGCGGCCUCUCAUCUGGCUACGGCGGAGGAGGCUACAGUUCCGCAUUCGGAUCCGGACACAGCCUCGGCGGCGGCUACGGUGGUGGCCUUGGUGGAGGCCUCAGUGGUGGCGGAUUUGGAGGCCAUGGCGCUAGCUCUAAAAUUGUGCUCCUUAAGGGAAGUGGAGGGGGAGGUUAUGGCGAAGGUCUUGGUGUUGGUGGAGGGCUUGGGGGCUUCGGAGGAGGCCAUGGCUUCGGCGGUGGAAUGACAGGCGGAAUGACAGGUGGAUGGUGGUAACCGCAGUUAGAAGGGGAUGUGCAGACCGUGAAGUGCACGGAGGUCACGAGGCACUUACCAAUAGUGGGACCAACUUUAGACUGAGCAAUUAGGUUAGAUGUGCGAUCAAACGAGCGCGAGGAUGUGUGUUUGUCGUACGCAAAAUGAGCAAAUCAGAUGUGCGGUCUGAUACCAUCAAAUGAUGUUUAAGGAAACACCUAUUCGCGUGCAUUGUCUACCUAAUUGAUCUGACGAGAAGCGCUGCGUGCAUUUCACGAUGUAUAUUUGUACAUACUUUUUCCCUAUUCUGUACGCUUCACAGUCUAAGUUCGUGCAUAUCCGUGAUACAGAACAAUUUUGUGCGUUCUACAACUUUUUAUGUAUCUUUUGUGGUUAUGUACUCCUUUUUAGUUAUAAUGCUAGAAAUUGCACUAUGUAGGUUUAUCGGGAAUGUCGUAUUUUUUGUUUUGUCACUCUUAAACUAUUUACUUCUGAAAUUAGCCACCAAAGUGCGAACGCGUUUCCAACCUGCACCCUGUUGGUACCGUUGUACACCGGCGAUGCUUCUUUUGUAGGUUAUGAA